Oppiella nova is the source of this 828-nucleotide messenger RNA. The record is from the annotation of a GenBank genome assembly. Lineage: Eukaryota; Metazoa; Arthropoda; Arachnida; Sarcoptiformes; Oppiidae.
AAUCGGAUCACUUGGGGUGACAUCGAGAGGAUUGCCUUCCCUUUACUGCUUCAUUACCCGAGCGCUGAGAUAUUCCGAUAUCCGGGCGGAAACUUCAAAGAGAACCGUCUGUUUAACGACAUUUGCAGCUUCUUUGACCACAUAAUUCCCGCCUAUUUUUUUGACGCAUUGAUGGCACUGACGGGUCGCAAGAGAAUUAUGGUCAGAAUCUACGAGAAGUUGCAUCGGGCGACCGGUGCCCUCGAAUGGUUCACCACAAGAGAGUGGAAGUUCAGUGCGAAUAAUGUACUCAUGCUUAUCGAUCAACUCAAGGGAGUGGAUAAAGAGACAUUCCAUUUUGAUAUCCGUGACCUCCAUUGGCCCACAUAUUGGGAGGACUAUGUGUUGGGUUCGCGGAAAUACAUACUAAAAGAAGACAACUCCUCUCUACCCAAAGCCAGAAGUAAUUUGCGGCGGAUGUAUUUGAUGCACAAAUUGAUUGGAUUCUUGAUAAUGUACGGCAUUUGGCACCGUUUCCUUCUACGCACACAUGCGGCCCGACGUCUGUGGCUGUUGUUGAGCUCAUUAGUGAUGAAACUGUUCAGUAUUUUGCCCGCAAUCGCCAAUACAUAAUAAGAUUGAUUACAAUUUUGUAAAGUCAAUUCUUUAAUGAAUUAGAAGUCAUUUUUGAAUAAUAAGUUUUAUGAGGUAUUAAUUUUGAAUUUUAGAAAUUUCAUUUCACAAUCACUAACUGGUCUGCCAUUAAUUGCAUACAAUUUUUCAAUUGUUUUACUCAUUACAAUAUUGGGAAACAAUUUGCCACAAUUUUAACAAUAAAAACCAAAACAC